Mauremys mutica (yellowpond turtle) is the source of this 3463-nucleotide messenger RNA. RefSeq names its product L1 cell adhesion molecule (gene L1CAM). Gene Ontology annotation, biological process: cell-cell adhesion. The transcript is spliced from 25 exons. The annotation marks the transcript as partial. NCBI's taxonomy places the organism in Eukaryota, Metazoa, Chordata, Testudines, Geoemydidae. Gene Ontology annotation, molecular function: protein binding. The record is from RefSeq and is a predicted model, not a curated record.
GUCACAGGCUCUGCAGCCGCAGUGGGGAGCGGAGCGGCUCGGGCUCAGCCAGGUGCAGGGAGUGACCCACGGCGCCCCCCAGCCAGCACUGCCCGGAGUGAGGGGCCCCAGCCCCCGGCGAGGAUGGCUCCCAUGCGGGGCCGGCUGCUCCGGCUCUGGCCCCUGCUGCUGGGCCUGGCCGCAGCCCUCACCAUCCCCAAGGAGUACGAGAUGCACAACCUGCGGCAGCCCCCGGAGAUGACAGAGCAGCCGGUGGAGAAGCUGGUCGUGUUCCCCAGCGACGACAUUGUGCUGCGGUGUAAGGCCACCGGGACCCCCCCCCUCGAGUUCCGCUGGACGAAGGACGGGCGCUGGUUCGACCCGCGCCAGGAGGCCGGGGUGACGGUCAUCGAGGGCUCAGGGACCCUGUAUGUGAACAACAGCAACGUGGGGCGACACCAGGGCGUCUAUCGGUGCUACGCCAGCAACGACCUGGGCACGGCCAUGGGGCCGGAGAUCCGCGUCAUCGCCGAGAGCACCCCCCAGUGGCCCAAGGAGAAGGUUUCACCGUUGGAGGUGGAGGAGGGGGAGUCUGUCAUCCUGCCCUGCAACCCCCCCGCCAGCGCCGUGCCCCCCAAAAUCUACUGGCUGAACAGCCGCAUCGUGCACAUCGCGCAGGACGAGCGGGUCGCCAUGGGGCAGGACGGGUAUUUGUACUUUGCCAACGUGCGGCGCUCGGACUCGCACCCCGACUACAUCUGCCACGCCCAUUACCUGGGCCCCCGAACCAUCAUCCAGAAGGAGCCGAUCGAGCUGCGCGUCCGGCCCACCAACUCGGUGAAGUUUCGCCAGCCCCGGCUGAUGGUGCCGCCAGGGGACAGCAGCUCCCACGUCGCCCUGCGCGGCUCCAGCCUGGCCCUGGAAUGCAUCGCCGAGGGCUUCCCCACGCCCACGGUGGAGUGGAUCCGUCUGAACGGCCGCCUGCCCGCGGAGCGUGUGGCCCUGGAGAACUCCCAGAAAACCCUGCGGAUCCGGGACGUGGUGGAGGAGGACGAUGGGGAGUAUCAGUGUCUCGCCCGCAACACGCAGGGCACCGCCCGCCACAGCUACACCGUCACCGUGGAAGCCGCCCCCUACUGGGCCCAGCAGCCCCACAGCCGGGUGUACGGCCCCGGGGAGAACGUUCGGCUCGACUGCUCCGUCUACGGGAAACCGAACCCCCUGGUGUCCUGGAGGAUCAACGGCGUCCCCUGGGCAGAGCUGGCGCCGGACCCGACGCGGACGCUGCGCUCGGGGGCCCUGAUCCUGAGCCAGGUGCAGCCCAACGACUCGCUGGUGACGCAGUGCGAGGCCGUGAACCGCCACGGCCGCCUGCUGGCCAACGCCUACAUCUACGUCAUCCAGCUGCCGGCGAGGAUCCUGACCCCAGACAAGCAGCGCUACGCCGUGGUGGAGAACCAGACGGCGUCCCUGGACUGCCAGAGCUUUGGGGCGCCCAUGCCCAGCGUGGAGUGGUUCACCAGGCGGAUGGAGCCGGCCCUGCAGGAUGAACGUGCCUUCGUCCACACCAACGGCACCUUGCGCCUCAGCCGGGCCCAGCGCCAGGACACCGGCACCUACGUCUGCCUGGCCCAGAAUGACCAGACCAACGUCACCAUCAGCGCCCGGCUCGAGGUCAAAGGCGCGACGCGGAUCGUGCUGGGCCCCCAAGGCGCCGUGGUGAAGAAAUCCAGCAACGUGACCUUCCAGUGCCAGGCGCGGUUUGACGAGACGCUGCAGGAGCGCAGGGUCGAGUGGCGGCGGGACGGGCGCCCCAUCCGGGAGUCGGACGACAGCGACAAGUACACCAUCGAGCCCGGCUGGCUCCAGAUCUCCGGCGUGGACUACGCGGACCAGGGCGUGUACAGCUGCCGGGCGCACACGGAGCUGGACGCGGCAGAGGAGAGCGCCGAGCUGCGGGUGGUGGGCCGCCCCGGGCCGGUGUCGGAGCUGCAGGUGUCGGAGCCCCAGGAGCGCUGGGUGAAGCUCAGCUGGACCCCGGGAGACGAUCACAACAGCCCCAUUCAGAAGUUCGUGGUGCAGGCGGAGGACGGGCUCCGGGACCCCGGCACCUGGCGGGACGUCAGCACCGUCCAGGCGCCCCAGUCCUGGGCCCAGCUGCACCUGGCGCCUUACGGCGACUUCCGCUUCCGAGUCCGCGCGGCCAACGGGUACGGGCGCGGGGAGCCCAGCGCCGCCUCCGCCCCCGUCCGCACCAGCCCGGCGGCCCCCGAGCGUUACCCCGAGGGGGUGGCCGGCGAGGGGAACCAGACCAGCAACAUGCUCAUCACCUGGCAGCCCCUGAACAAGUCGGACUGGAACGCCCCCGAGCUCAGCUACCGGGUGCAGUGGCGGCGUCUGGGCGAGGGGGGGAGCUGGAGCGAGGAGACCGUCAGUGGCCCCCCCUUGCUGGUAACGAGGACCCCCACCUUUGUCCCCUACGAGCUCAAGGUGCAGGCCGUGAACCCCAUCGGCAAGGGGCCCGAGCCCCCCAGUGUGGUGGGGUACUCUGGGGAGGAUGUGCCCCAGGUGAACCCCGAGAACGUGGGGGUGGAAAUAUUCAACAGCACCAGCGUCCUCGUCAGCUGGACCCUCCCCAACAGAGACCAGCUGCGGGGUCACCUCCGGGGGUUCAGGGUGUUUUACUGGCGGCUGCGCAGUGUGGGGGAGCGGAGCCGGCGCCAGGCCCGGGCCCUGCCGCCCCCGCUGGUGCUGACGGUGCCGGGGGAGGCGUCGCGGGCCCGGCUGGGGGGGCUGCGCCCCUGGAGCUGGUAUCGCCUCUACGUGGUCGUGUUUAACGGGCGCAGCGACGGGCCCCGCAGCGAGGACAUCGACUUCAGCACCCCCGAGGGAGUGCCCAGCCCCCCCAGCUCGCUGCUCCUGGAGCGGGUGUCGGACACGGUGCUGGCUCUGGAGUGGUCGGCGCCCCAGUUCCCCAACGGGGCGCUGACCGAAUACCUGCUGCAGUACCAGCAGGUGAACGGGUCGGAGCUGGGCCCGCUGCACGAAAUCUCCUUCCCCGUCUCCCAGCUGAACGGGACGCUGGCCCGGCUGGCGCCCCGGGCCCGGUACCGGUUCCAGCUGCGGGCGCUGAGCCGGGCCGGCCAGGGCGAGCCGCUGGUGCAGGAGGGCAGCACCCUGCCCGAGCCAGUGCUCCCCGCUUUGGAGAACAUCAGCAUCUCGCUGGUGGGGCCCGACUUCACCCUCUUCACCUGGGUCCCGAGCCGGCCCCAGGCCAGCGUGGAGUUCGAAAUCCAGUUCAUGAACAACUCCCGUCCGAUGGCCGAGCCCUGGCGCACGUCCGGCCAGGCCAACUCCACCCACGGCUCCUACCGGCUCCUCCACCUGCAGCCCGGCACCUCCUACCGCGUCCAGUUCGUGGGGCGCGACCCCUCGGGGGGGAACGUCUCCUUCUGGGAGAGCGAGGUGGAGACCAACGGCAGGC